Clunio marinus is the source of this 1241-nucleotide messenger RNA. The record is from the annotation of a GenBank genome assembly. NCBI's taxonomy places the organism in Eukaryota, Metazoa, Arthropoda, Insecta, Diptera, Chironomidae.
UUGUUACUAUCGAAACAAGUUUCCUAAAUCUUGACUGGCGAAAGUUUAAUUUUUGCCAGCUCAGCUAAGAAUUUGCUUAGGAUUAAGCAAUUAGUUAAUUGUAGUGGACUUUUAUUACGCCGAGGAUUCUUUUUUAUCUAACAAAACUUAGUUAAAAGAAAUUAAAAUGUCUGAGCAAUCACCAUUAAAAUACUUCAUUUCUGGAGGCUUCGGUGGAAUUUGUACCGUCAUCGUAGGUCAUCCAUUUGAUACAAUCAAAGUGAGACUUCAAACUAAUGAUAAGUACAAAGGAAUGUUGGAUUGUGGGAAGAAGACAAUCCAGAAAGAAGGAGUUCGAGGUCUAUACAAAGGAAUGUCAGCACCAAUUGCUGGAGUCGCACCGAUUUUCGCAAUCAGUUUCUUUGGAUUUGGUGUUGGAAAGAAACUUUUACAACAAGACAAUCAACCAUUAUCAAAUACGAGAUUAUUUCUUGCUGGUGCCUUUUCGGGAAUAUUUACAACAUCAGUUAUGGCUCCUGGAGAGCGCAUAAAAUGUCUUCUGCAAGUCCAACAAGGAAGUGGAGGCGAACAAAAGUACAAGGGAAUGAUUGACUGUGCAAGACAACUGUACAAAGAAGGUGGAAUUAGAAGCGUCUACAAAGGAUCAUUAGCAACGUUGUUAAGAGAUGUACCAGCAAGUGGAAUGUAUUUCCUCACGUAUGAGUUUAUUAAGAAGAAGGUUGCUGAAUCUGCGCCGAAAGACAAGCCACAAUCAAAGACGAGGGAAAUGACAGGCACAAUCUUUGCUGGUGGAAUGGCUGGUAUUGCGAACUGGUCAAUUGGAAUGCCACAAGACGUACUGAAAAGUCGUUUACAAACAGCUCCGGAGGGCACUUAUCCACGUGGAAUUCGAGAUGUUUUUAAAACUUUAAUGAAGAACGAAGGUCCACUGGCACUUUACAAAGGAUUCGUUCCAGUUAUGUGUCGAGCAGUGCCGGCAAAUGCUGCUUGCUUCCUUGGUUUGGAGUUGUGUAUGAUGCUUCUUAAUCGCAUUGCACCUAAUCUAUAAUUAAGAGACUGAAGCAAUUAACGAUUUUAUUAAGUGAUAAAUUGGUGAAAAGUAAUUGAGUUAUGUUUUUGUAGUUAGUUUAAACACUGCCGAGAUCCCUUUUUUUAACCGUUUUGCUUUUAUAGUUUAACUCGAAAAUUGUUGCACGAAAAUUUCAAGCAGAAAAUAAAACAAAGCAAAUUAGAGCGAAAAA